AUGCAAAACACCACACAAUCGCCAUCAAAAAGAAGCAAAAUCGAGCUUCAAAUGGAUAAAAUCAUUUACCUGUUAUUCGGGUUGUUGAUUCUCAUCUCCAUUGUUAGUGCUGCCGGGUUCGGUUUAGCUGUCCGGAACGCUGUCCCGCUAUGGUGGUACCUGAGGCCAGACGUCGCCGGAGAAGACUUCAAUGUAAACGAUUUCUUAGUUUCUGCACUAAGACAUCUCAUCACUGCACUUAUGUUAUACGGUUACCUCGUUCCAAUUUCUCUCUACGUUUCAAUUGAAGCCGUUAAAAUUCUUCAAGCGAGUUUCAUAAACAGCGAUUUGCAUUUAUAUGAUGAGGUCACCGGAACACCGGCAAAGGCUAGAACAUCAAAUUUGAAUGAACAGUUAGGGCAGGUGGACACCAUUCUUUCUGAUAAAACAGGGACAUUAACAUGCAACCAGAUGGAUUUCUUAAAAUGUUCAAUCGGAGGGUGUCCAUAUGGGAAACGGUUGAGUGAAGUCGAGCUUGCAGCGGCAAAACAAAUGGCGGCCGCAUUGGAAUCACGUGAUUCCGAUUCCAGUCACGGGGGUUUAAGCAAUUCCUCUUCUUUAGAAGCAAUUACAAUCUCAAACAAUGGAAACACCGAGAAAAAGGAAUCGAUUAAAGGGUUUAGCUUUCAAGACGACCGGUUACAAAAUGGGAAUUGGUUGAAAGAACCGAAUUCCGAAGUUAUACUUUUGUUUUUCCGUAUUCUCGCGGUGUGUCACACCGCGAUUCCGGAGGUGAACGAGAAGACCGGAGAGUUGACUUACGAAGCAGAAUCACCUGAUGAAGGGGCUUUUCUAGUUGCGGCUCGGGAAUUCGGGUUUCAUUUUGUGAAAAGAACUCAAAAUAGCAUCGUAGUUAAGGAAAGACUUUCUAUAAACCAAGAACCGGUGGAAAAGGAAUACAUAAUUCUAACUUUAUUGGAUUUUACUAGCAAGAGGAAAAGAAUGUCGGUGAUUAUACGUGAUGAGACCAAUCAAAUCCUUAUGUUUUGUAAAGGUGCAGACACCAUUAUUUUUGAUCGGUUAGCAAGUAACGGGAAAAUGUAUCUGGAGGCGACAACGAAAAAUUUGAACGAUUAUGGUGACGCGGGGUUGCGUACGUUAGCACUUGCAUAUAAAAAGCUUGAUGAAAACGAAUACUCGAAUUGGUACGAAAAGUUUCAUAAGGCCCAAUGCUCAAGUGGGCCAGAUAGAGAGGAUGUGUUAGAAGAACUAUCAGAUGAAAUAGAAAAGGGGUUUACUCUAGUCGGUGCAACCGCCGUGGAAGAUAAGUUGCAGAAAGGUGUUCCUCAAUGUAUUGAUAGAUUAGCUCUCGCCGGUCUGAAAAUUUGGGUUCUCACCGGCGACAAGAUGGAAACGGCGAUUAAUAUCGGGUUCUCGUGUAGUUUGCUCCGACAAGGGAUGAAGCAAAUUUGUAUAGUUGUAUCCGCAGAAAUGUUGGCUCAAGAUACGAAAGACGUUAUAAAGGAUAACAUUUUAUCUCAAAUCACUAGUGCAUUACAAACAGUAAAAGGAAAAAAAGAUCCAAACGCACCAUUUGCUUUGAUCAUCGACGGAAAAACGCUAACAUACGCUUUGGAAGACGACUUAAAGUUCCAAUUUUUGAACCUCGCCAUAAACUGCGCGUCUGUCAUAUGUUGUCGAGUUUCCCCAAAGCAAAAAGCUUUGGUAGUUCGAUUAGUAAAAGAAGCAACGGGAAGAACGACGUUAGGGAUCGGCGACGGGGCAAACGACGUCGGAAUGAUCAAAGAAGCAGACAUCGGAAUCGGAAUUAGCGGCGUUGAAGGUAUGCAAGCUGUAAUGGCAAGCGAUUUUGCAAUCGCACAGUUCCGAUUCCUGGAAAGACUCUUGAUUGUUCAUGGACACUGGUGUUACAAAAGAAUCUCAAAGAUGAUUUGCUAUUUCUUCUAUAAAAAUAUAACCCUAGCCCUAACGCUCUUCUACUUCGAAGCCCAAGCUGGGUUUUCCGGUCAAAUGCAUUACGACGACUGGUACAUGCUUUUAUACAACGUGUUCUUAACUUCAUGUCCAGUUCUUGCCCUAGGAGUGUUGGAGAAAGAUGUAAACGCAGACAUAUGUCUACAGUUUCCUGCUUUAUAUCAACAAGGACCAAAGAAUUUGUUCUUCGAUUGGUAUAGAAUAAUCGGGUGGUUAGCAAAUGGGGUUUACUCUUCUAUUGUGAUCUAUAUUGUGAACAUGCGAAUCUUCAGCCCUGAAUCUUUUCGUAAAGAAGGGGAAACAGCUGAUAUGUACGUGAUAGGUACAGCUAUGUUUACAAGCAUAAUAUGGGUGGUGAAUGUUCAGAUAUUUCUAAUAUCUCAUUACUUGACACGUGUCCAAUUACACACAAUCUGGGGUAGUAUCGUGGUGUGGUAUUUAAUAGUUUAUAUAUAUGGGAUGUUGCCGGUGAGUUGGUCGGCGGGGAAUAUAUAUCAUCAGCUACCGGAAGUUCUUGGGCCUGCACAAAAGUUUUAUUUAUCAACGAUAUUAGUGACUUUAUUGUGUAACAUGCCGUAUCUUAUUCAUAUAUCGUAUCAGAGAUGUUACAAUCCUGAAGAUCAUCAUGUUCUUCAGGAGAUGAAGAAUUUGAAGAAAGAUGUUACAGAUAGGAAGAUGUGGAAAAGGGAACAAUCGAAAGCAAGACAAGAAACAGAGAUAGGGUUGUCGGCGAGAGUGGAUGCAAAGAUAAGAUAUAUGAAAGGGAGAAUGACCAAGAGAUAUUCAAUGCUUGCUCCUCGUUCUCCAUGA
Messenger RNA from Lactuca virosa, 2784 nucleotides. The record is from the annotation of a GenBank genome assembly. NCBI's taxonomy places the organism in Eukaryota, Viridiplantae, Streptophyta, Magnoliopsida, Asterales, Asteraceae.